This is a messenger RNA of Closterium sp. Naga37s-1, 1734 nucleotides long. The record is from the annotation of a GenBank genome assembly. Lineage: Eukaryota; Viridiplantae; Streptophyta; Zygnematophyceae; Desmidiales; Closteriaceae.
AUGCUGCGAGCCGUCACCGCCGCCGGCCGGAACUACGUCCCCCCCGAGCGGCACUACGUCGGAGGUGCCGGCCUGCUUGAGUGCAAGCAGAGGAUUGAGAAGGCGCUGUCACCGGUUACGCGGUCGUGGAGGGAGACGGGCGUGACGAUCGCCAGCGACAUGAUGCAAGACAAGGGCAGUCGCGCGCAGAUGAACAUCAUCUGCAUCAACGACACUGGAGCGGUCUUCAUUGAGGCGGUGAACUGCAAGGCGGCGACGAAGAGUGGCUUGUUCAUCGUCGGCGUCCUGCGGCCGAUCAUCGAGCGCAUCGGGGCAGAGCACGUCGUGGCGCUUUGCAUAGACGGCGGCAGCAACUACAAAGCUGCUGGCAAGCUGCUGCAGAAGGAGUGGCCGCAUCUCGACCUCGUUCCUUGCGCCACGCACGUGCUGGACCUGCUGAUGGAGGACAUCGGCAAGAUGGACUGGGCGCAGGUGGUCGUGACCAAGCCUGACAACAUGAUCUCCUUUGUGCGGGGCAACCAGUGGACGCGCGCCUUCAUGCGGAGCCCGGAGGUGCAUGGGGAGGAGAAAUUGCUGCAGGUGUUGCGCUCGGCAGGCACGCGCUUUGGAACGCAGUUCAUCGCAGUGUCUCGUCUGCGCGCCGUUCUCCAGCAGCUCACGGCGAUGGUGACGCACAAGGACUGGGCGGAGAAGGGGUGGAACAUGCUGACAGGAUCGGAUUUCGAGGGGUGGGUGAUGGACUCAGCGUGGUGGAAGAAGGUGGACGUCUUUGUGCAGGUGAUGGAGUUGUUAUACAACGUGAUGCGGAUGACGGAUUCAGCGGCGAAGGGGAUGAUGGGCCAGCUUUACGACAACAUGCUGCAGCUGAUGGAGGAGUUGGAAGCUGCUGGAUGGGAGGGAUUGGAGGAGGAUGGGGAGGUGGAGGUGGACGAGGACGACGUGUGCUUCGAUGAGUGGGAGAAGCAGGAGGAGCAGGAGAAGCAAGGGGAGGAGGAAGAGGAGGAGGAGGAGGAGGAGGAGGAUGAGAGGAGGAGAGCUAGGAGGCGUAGAAGCACGGAAGCAACUAACCACCACCUCUCCCCCCAAUCUGCCUCGCCCCUGUCUUACUCUCUGCCUGGCAGAGCCACUGAGGAAGGACGGAAGCAACUAACCACCUCCUCUCCCCCCAUCUCCGCCUCACCCUUGCCUUACUCUCUGCCUGGCAGAGCCACUGAGGAAGCACAGAAGCAACUAACCACCUCCUACCCCCAAUCUGCCUCGCCCCUGCCUUACUCUCUGCCUGGCAGAGCCACUGAGGAAGCACGGCAGCAACGAACCACCUCCUCUCCCCCCAUCUCCGCCUCGCCCCUGCCUUACUCUCUGCCUGGCAGAGGCACUGAGGAAGCACGGCAGCAACUAACCACCUCCUCUCCCCCCAUCUCCGCCUCGCCCCUGCCUUACUCUCUGCCUGCCAGAGCCACUGAGGAAGCACGGCAGCAACUAACCACCUCCUCUCCCCCCAUCUCCGCCUCGCCCCUGCAUUACUCUCUGCCUGGCAGAGCCACUGAGGAAGCAUGGCAGCAACUGACCACCUCCUCUUCCUCCAUCUCUGCCUCGCCCCUGCCUUACUCUCUGCCUGGCAGAGCCACUGAGGAAGCACGGAAGCAACUAACCACCACCUCUCCCUCCAAUCUGCCUCGCCCCUGCCUUACUCUCUACCUGGCAGAGCCACUGAGGAAGCACGGCAGCAACUAA